Molecule: messenger RNA, 3545 nt
Organism: Myodes glareolus (Bank vole)
Lineage: Eukaryota; Metazoa; Chordata; Mammalia; Rodentia; Cricetidae
Gene: Cnga4
Product: cyclic nucleotide gated channel subunit alpha 4
Biological process (GO): monoatomic cation transmembrane transport
Cellular component (GO): plasma membrane; intracellular cyclic nucleotide activated cation channel complex
Molecular function (GO): cGMP binding; protein-containing complex binding; intracellularly cGMP-activated cation channel activity
Source: RefSeq, a predicted model, not a curated record
CACACACACACACACACACACACACACUUCUCAAACACCAGUAAUAUUUAUUUUUAAGUAUUUUGAAACUAUUGACAUUCUCCCAGUCACCACGAUUUUUCAUGCCUCUGCUGUUGCACACUUUGAACACCCUACCUGUCCAUUCUCCCAUCUCUAGACUUAAUUCUUACUUAUCCUACAGAGCACAGCUCUUCCUACUACCAUAAGAGCCCUCUACAUACCCAUCUAACAGAGUACUUGCCAGUCUCUGCAAGAAUUGCCCUUGUGCAUUUACCUAAAUGUAUCCUACCCUAGUGAACAUUCCUCCUGCAAGACUGAGCUUCUGUGGGGUUGUCCCACUCACUUAACACAAUAUUGGCCUGACACAUAGCUAGAAUUUUAAUGAUGACUUCUUGACUGAAAAAGAUCAUGAUACUGACAGGGACAUCAGCUUGACGGGGACAUUAUAGGAGAUCUGUUUGUUCUAUUAUGAAAAGAAAUGUUCACAGAAAAAGUUGAGGAAGUUGAGGGUCUAUGAAGUAUGUCCAAUAGCUGAUGGUAUUGGGCAUGGAAGGUAAUAGGAAAGGAUUGAGGGCAAAGGAGCCUAAUAUGACACACGUACGCCCCAGAAGAUUAGGUGAUAUGUAUGUAGAUUAAGAUGUAGCUAAUGAAAACACCUCUGAUGUGAGAGGCACCCCUUUGUCCCUAGAGACUAGUUUACCACCUGACAUGAAUGAGCCACUUGGAACAUAAUUGUUACAUCAAUAACUAGGCCCAAAUGGAGAGUGUAUAUAAGGUAAAACAGAAUUCAAGCCUACAUUGAAGGCAGGCUGGAUCUCCUGAUCUUGAUACCAUGGGCUUAAGGGGAAAGCAAAAAAAAAAGAGAGAGAGAGAGAGAAAAAAAGCAAUGAAAGCGAAGCUUCCUUUUAAAGCAUCCACCUCCCACCACCCCAGGGACCUCAUUAAAGGUGUUUAGCUGGGCAGGUGUAAACCAGCUUAGGCCCUGGGAGACAGCGCAGUGUGCUGAAUCUACGCUGAACCUACGUUGCCUCCACCCACUCCAUACCUGCUAGCCCAAGUCGUGUUGCUAAGAGCUUCUAAGACAGAAUACGUAGCUGGAGCCCCAAGGAGCCUCUUCUGGGAAGCCAGGCACUAGCCCCAACUUUCUCAAGCCACCGUAGUCAGAGAAGCACUGGAAAUCCUACAGGCUUGGGACCAAGUCACAGAACAAUGAGUCAGGACAGCAAAGUGAAGACCACAGAGUCCAGCCCCUCAGCCCCAUCCAAACCCAGGAAGAGACUGCCUGUCCUAGACCCUUCUGGGGAUUAUUACUACUGGUGGCUGAACACGAUGGUCUUCCCAGUCAUGUACAACCUCAUCAUCGUUGUAUGCAGAGCCUGCUUUCCUGACUUGCAGCACAGUUACCUGGUGGCCUGGUUUGUCCUGGACUACACGAGUGACCUGCUGUACCUACUAGACAUCGGGGUGCGCUUCCACACAGGAUUCCUAGAGCAGGGCAUCCUGGUGGUGGACAAAGGUAUGAUCGCCAGUCGCUAUGUCCGCACCUGGAGCUUCCUAUUGGACCUGGCUUCCCUGGUCCCCACGGAUGCGGCCUAUGUGCGGCUGGGUCCCCACAUUCCCACACUCAGGCUAAACCGCUUUCUCCGUGUACCCCGCCUCUUUGAGGCCUUUGAUCGCACAGAGACCCGCACAGCUUACCCGAAUGCUUUCCGCAUCGCCAAGCUGAUGCUCUACAUCUUUGUUGUCAUCCAUUGGAACAGUUGCUUAUACUUUGCCCUGUCCAGGUACCUGGGCUUCGGACGGGAUGCAUGGGUAUACCCAGAUCCCGCGCAGCCUGGCUUUGAGCGCUUGCGGCGCCAGUAUCUCUACAGCUUCUAUUUCUCAACUCUAAUUCUGACCACUGUGGGUGACACGCCACUGCCAGCCCGGGAGGAAGAGUACCUCUUCAUGGUGGGUGACUUCCUGCUGGCUGUCAUGGGUUUCGCCACCAUCAUGGGUAGCAUGAGCUCUGUCAUUUACAACAUGAACACUGCAGAUGCAGCCUUCUACCCAGACCACGCUCUGGUAAAGAAGUACAUGAAGCUGCAGCGCGUCAAUCGGAGGUUGGAGCGACGGGUCAUUGACUGGUACCAGCAUCUGCAGAUCAACAAGAAGAUGACCAACGAGGUAGCCAUCUUGCAGCACUUGCCGGAGCGGCUACGGGCAGAGGUUGCUGUGUCCGUCCACCUGUCUACCCUGAGCCGCGUCCAGAUCUUCCAGAACUGUGAAGCCAGCCUGCUGGAGGAGCUGGUGCUAAAGCUCCAGCCCCAGACCUACUCACCAGGAGAGUACGUGUGCCGCAAAGGAGACAUCGGCCGAGAGAUGUACAUCAUCCGUGAGGGUCAGCUGGCUGUGGUGGCCGAUGAUGGUGUCACACAGUAUGCUGUGCUCGGUGCAGGGCUCUACUUUGGGGAGAUCAGUAUCAUCAAUAUCAAAGGGAACAUGUCUGGAAACCGACGGACAGCCAACAUCAAGAGCCUAGGUUAUUCAGACCUGUUCUGCCUCAGCAAGGAGGAUCUGCGGGAGGUGCUGAGUGAGUAUCCACAGGCCCAGGCCGUCAUGGAGGAGAAGGGUCGUGAGAUCCUGCUCAAAAUGAAUAAAUUGGAUGUGAAUGCUGAGGCAGCUGAGAUCGCCCUCCAGGAGGCCACAGAGUCUCGGCUAAAAGGUCUUGACCAGCAGCUGGAUGAUCUACAGACCAAGUUUGCUCGCCUACUAGCUGAGCUGGAGUCCAGUGCGCUGAAGAUUGCUUACCGCAUUGAAAGACUGGAGUGGCAGACUCGAGAGUGGCCAAUGCCAGAGGACAUGGCUGAGGCUGAUGAUGAGGCUGAGCCUGGGGAAGGAACUUCCAAGAAUGGAGAGGAAAAGGCUGGCCAGGAGGGACCCUCCAGCAUAUAAUGACCCCAUCUUGACCCCAGGGCUCCCAGCUCCAAGUGAAUCCAGAAUGGUAGGAAAGCUUGUCUGCAGAAACUGCCAUCCUAUUUGCUAGGUCACAGAGACUUAGGUAUAUUGGUCUGUAGGUGCCUAGCUAGAGAUGUGGGUGAUAGCAUACAUUUGCCCCGUACUCGCCAAAACACACACAUACACCCGCAAGCGCUGGCUCAAGGCUGAGCUCCACAUACAAUGUUUCUGUCUGUGCACAUGCACAUUCUCAAAAGCAUAACCGUGACUUACACCCACUUAACCCACAGUCACAGAGAAUGAUGAAUGCGCAGGGAGUGUCAGGGUAGCUUUGGGACAUUUAAAGGAGCCUUGCUGGUAUAGGACAAAGGCAGUGUUGGAGCUACAGGAAGGAAGUCUGAUAGAAUGUCUUAACUGCGUUCAUUCUAGGUCACCACUUCAACUCCACCAGGUCAUGGCCAGACUUCAGGUCUGAGCUGGGCCAGGCAGGGUUGUAAAUGAACCUGAUGUGUAACUUAUAGAUACAGCUUAAUGAUAAGGUCAUUAUCAGGACAGAUAAUAAUAAUUAAGAGGGUUAUUGCACCUUAAAACAUUUUAAAAUGUGUAAU